Molecule: messenger RNA, 1041 nt
Organism: Plenodomus lingam JN3
Lineage: Eukaryota; Fungi; Ascomycota; Dothideomycetes; Pleosporales; Leptosphaeriaceae
Source: RefSeq, a predicted model, not a curated record
AUGCCCUGUGGACAUUACCUGCACAAGGGCUGCUACGGCCUAUACAUGCAGACUGCCUACAAAUGUCCGUUAUGCGCCAAAAGUGCCGUCAACAUGGAUUUGCAAUGGCGGAAGUUGACCCAGGCGAUUGAGAGUCAGCCAAUGCCUGAGCAAUUCGAACACACUCGGGCGGUGGUCAAGUGCAAUGAUUGUUCGGCCAAGUCUUCAGUCAAGUAUCACUGGUUGGGUAACCAAUGCGGAUCUUGCGACUCGUACAAUACCAACGAGCUUCGUAUUCUCAACGGCCCCGAGAGCGAAGAAGCCGCCAAUGCGUUACUAGAGGCAGACACUGAAGUCGGCUCACCGCCUCGGGCUGCAGCCAACACAGGUUCUCCGUCCUCUCAAGCGCCGCUACGUUCUCCCAGGUAUUACUUUACCCCAGAUGAACCAGAAGAAACUUGGCUACCCGGACAAUUACCUUCUUUUCCGUUCCAGAUGCCGCGAAGACCUCGAAUGCCGCAGUUUCCCUCGCUCCCACCAUUCCCACCACUACGCAACCUACCUCCGUUUCCGCAGAUGCCAGAUGCAGCACAGCAAAUGGUGGAGCGACUUCGUAGAUCAUUUGAUGCCUAUCUGAACCCGACUGGAGACAUCCGGGCCGAGAACGUUCCUUUUAUCGAUUUGGGCGGUGAUGAUGGUCGUGAGCGUCGAGCGACGGACGGCACGACCGUUAGAGAACCCUCUCUCCCCCAGUACGUCUUGGAGCGAUUUACAUCCUCGCUGGCACGUUUUCGAAAUGAUCUCAACCCAGCUAUGGAAGAUAUCCCGGCAUUGGAUCUUUCGGACGAUCAUGACCCUGAGGGCCUAGAAUUUUGGGGCCAGGAUGGUGGCCGCUUGGACCGUUUCUUCUCCGGACACGGCGACGAUGAGUCGGACGAGAGCAGCAGUGAGGAAAGUGAGCACGAAGAAGAGGAAGAUGACGAGGAAGAGGAAGAGGAGGAGGAGGAGGAUUCUGAUGGGAGGGUGCGCAGCAAGGAGUGGAAUCUGCCCGGCCAUCGGUGA